Messenger RNA from Macrosiphum euphorbiae (potato aphid), 1197 nucleotides. NCBI's taxonomy places the organism in Eukaryota, Metazoa, Arthropoda, Insecta, Hemiptera, Aphididae. The record is from the annotation of a GenBank genome assembly.
AUGGUGACCAAAUCGCUGAACGGACCCAGUUUCACCAUCAACCACAUAUUGGGCCGUCUGGAUGUGGACGACGAACGGGACUGCAAGAGCCCCGGACCGUCGACAUCCCGGUCGUUCACCACCGGCAGUGAGGCCAGCGACUGUAGUGGCGACGAUUGUCUGUGCGCCCCGGUCGACUACAGCACGCGGCCCGGUGGCAGCCCUUCGCCGCCGACGACGCCCGGUGACGUGCACCGCCAUCACCGCGGUGGCCAUCACCACCAUCACCACAACAGGCGUCCGCACCCUCCGUCACCGUCCACGACCGAAAUCAAAGAGGAAGACGACGACGACCUGCCCAAAGGCGACAAGUCACCGCAGCGGGACGGCGCCGGCAAGAACAAGGACGAGGCGGCCGCCACACCGACGCCGGUCGACGACAAAAACAAGAAACCCAAUUACAGUUACAACGCUCUGAUAAUGAUGGCCAUAUCGGAAAGCCCGCAGAAACGGCUCACGCUCAGCGGCAUCUACGAAUACAUCAUGAACAAGUUCCCGUUCUACCGGAUGAACACGCCCGCAUGGCAGAACAGCAUCCGGCACAACCUGUCGCUGAACAAGUGUUUCGUCAAGAUACCGCGGAGCUUCGACGACCCGGGCAAAGGUAACUACUGGAUGAUCGACCCGAACAGCAGCGACGUGUACAUCGGCGGCACCACCGGCAAGCUGCGCCGCCGGUCCACGCAAUCGUCCCGGCACCGCAUCGCGUACCGUCCACCGAUGCCGCCGCACAGCGUCAUGCCACAGUCGCAUCACCAUCACCAUCACCACCACGCGGCCGCCGCAGCCGCUGCCGCCGCCGCAGCUUUCUACCAUCACCGCGGCGGACCGCCUCACCAUCCCGCGGCCGGCGCUUCCGGCUGGCCCGGCGUGGCCGACUACCCGUCCGCCGCGGCCGCCGCGGCCGGCUUCGACUACCUGCACCAGUACUUCUGGCCACAGUCCGCCGGCGCGUACCAGCAGCAGCAGCAACAGCACCAGCAGCGGCCGUCGCCGUCACCGCCAGCCACGUCCACCGGUUACUCGAUCAGUCAGCUGCUCAGGCCCACCCUGCAGGUGCCGCCCAGGAGGCCCACGGCCGUCAUACACCCCGCGGCCGCCGGCGCCCUGCUCCAGGCCACCAUGAGCAGACACCAUCAUCAUCUGCAGCAGCAGUAG